This is a messenger RNA of Trachymyrmex cornetzi, 1759 nucleotides long. RefSeq lists its product as uncharacterized. The coding region runs from base 49 to 1485 and encodes 478 amino acids. The transcript is spliced from 7 exons. The record is from RefSeq and is a predicted model, not a curated record. NCBI's taxonomy places the organism in Eukaryota, Metazoa, Arthropoda, Insecta, Hymenoptera, Formicidae.
UGCAGUGAAAGUGUGACCGGUGCAAAUACGUUUUUACCGGAAACGAUAAUGAAAGUCUAUUUAAUAUUGGGUCUGCUGGUAACAGCGACGUGUGCCGAGAAGAAAAUUAAUUUAGAUGAUAUAGAAAGAGAUACUUUGAAGGCGGAGGGUAAGACUAAGGCCGAGAGCAUCCAGACUGAUGAAACGAAAUAUAUCGCCAAGCCCAAUCAGCAGCAGUAUCAAAUACCAAGCCAAUAUAAUACUUUGGGUCAACCCGAACUGUACGUCCCACCUCAGCGACUUGAAGACAUAAAAUAUAGUCAGGUGCCUGAAGAAUACAUUCAAGCCAAUCAAUAUGCUGUACAAGAAGCACAAUAUAAACAGCCGAGCCAAAUUCUGUCACAGCAAAAUAUUCCACCAAUCCAAUAUUACGACGGAUAUCAACAGCAAGUGGAAAUAGCUAAAGGCAUUAAUCCUAUUGUCUUUGAAUCGCAAAAAUUAAAUUACCAACCGGAAAUAGUGGUAGGCAAUCACAUUCAAAGUGUUCAACAAAAAGCAGUCACAGAAAAAUACACGAAAGCUAUUAAUAAAGAGCCUGCUUACAUUGACGUUCCGGUGGCACAAUUGCUUCCCUAUUAUCCUCAUUUGGAUGUUAAUCCCUUAGUGAAUCUAAAAGGUGCUGGACUGGCGCAACCUCCGUUACAGUUUGCUAACCACGCGGCCCAACAAAUUUCCAUACCCGUAUAUGCCCCUGUAUAUAAUCAGAAACAAUUGAUCUCUUCCGUAAAACAACCUUAUUCUACUGUCGAGCCAGUAACAUUCACGACCAAGGCGCCGAAAGAAUCGACAUAUGCAAAUCCAAGUCCACACAAGAAAAAGAUCAACUCGGCCCCACUAUUGACGACACCCCUGUACGUCCAACCCCAGCAAUCCCUAGCUCAAGAAAAGCACCUAUUACAUACGCAAGCUUACAUCACGCCUUCGCAACCGCAGUAUGUGCACCAAUUAGUGUACAUGCAGCCCGGCAUAAUUUACAGCGAUCCCACUGCCUCUUAUAGCGAUCUUUACGCUCGUCUACCAGCCUACAUUCAGGAUAACUAUCUUCGUGCAAAUCAGCAACAGCUGUAUAUCGCAUCGACAAUCGGCCACGAAGUGCCAAAGGAAGUCUUGCAGGAGCAGAUUAGCCAGGACCUCCCGCAAAAUUUUAUCAAGGGGCCUGAUGAGCCCAAAACUCAUUUCGUACCGCCGCAAUUUCCUCCACAUGACUUCAAAGCCGGUAGCACACAAUUGGAGCCUAUUCGAAACUCCUUCGAAGACGAGCAGACUUUGCCGGCGCAAGAUCACUCUUUGCCCUCGGAGCCGAGGUCGCUACUUGACACUUACAUUCCAAGCAAAGUCAUUGCUGCACAGGAUACCGCCAGGUACAAAGAAAGGCCGAUAAAGCUGGAAGGGGGUUUUCUCCCGUCGAAAGUAAACUUUGCGCUUAAGAAGCGCAAGUCUGAAUGAUGAUAAUUGCCAUAAGUGGCAUGACGAUUGACGAAUGUCAUACGUACGCAAGGGUCAGUACAGUUUUUAAAACUCGAUUAUUAGCGAUCAUACGACGACCGAGGCAUAUGUGGAUAUCGAAAAGAAAAUGUGACAGAGGUCGGCAUCAUCGCAUCUAGUCUUUCAUUGAAGAUCACACAAAACCUUUUUAUACUGUUCUCUUUUACGUUUGUAAAGAUAUGUCCAGUAAAUGGCAAAUACUUUGUUUACAAUUUUCAAUAAAAUCUAAAAUAGA